AUGCCAUCACCUAUCCCAAUUUCCCGGUUUUUGUCGAAGGGAUUACCACCGACUACUUCACUGGGGCCUUGCAGCAGCCCCAACCAAUUGCAGGGCCGCCGUUUCUCUUACAUAAAGCCAUGUCGGGUGAUACGACACCGCUCUUGGUGCACGGUAAUUUGGGAUGAACUAAAGUUACUUGAUCUUUUGGGUUCAGGUGGUUUCGGGUGGGUUUAUAAAGGGACUUAUUAUGGUCAAACUGUUGCAAUAAAGAAAGUGAGAAAGUGCGUAAAGAACAAGCUGGCUGCUAGGCAGAGUUUCUGGGCAGAGCUGAACGUCGCUCACCUGGUCCAUGAGAACAUUGUGAGGGUUGUAGCAGCCACUACCUCUGUUCCCGCAGAUCCAGUCGCUGAGGAUAGUGUGGGUACCAUCAUCAUGGAGUAUGCAGGACGAACCAGCCUAGAUCACAGGAUUUACAACUGUACAGAGCCGCUGGAAAUGAGGGGCUGUUUAACAUUUUCUCAUGACAUUGUGAGUGGACUGAGUUUCCUACACUCGCAUCACAUUGCACACUUGGAUCUGAAACCAGCUAAUAUCUUGAUCACCGAGGCGGGCCGAUGUAAAAUCGGAGAUUUUGGAUGUUCUCACAAAUUGCCGAUCGGCGGUGACUUGACUCCUAAUGGUCAAUUGCGACACCUUGCGGGUACCUACACUCAUCGGGCACCGGAACUCUUGAAAGGAGGUCGCGCUACUUUAAAGGCAGAUAUUUAUUCUUUUGCGAUCACGCUCUGGCAAAUGAUAAGUAGAGAUCAGCCCUAUUCCGGUGAUCGUCAGUGUGUGAUGUAUGCUGUAGUGGCUUACAACCGGCGUCCAUCUUUCUCCAGAAUUUUCAAUGAGUCCUCGAUGGGCCGCGGGAUUCGAUCAAUCAUUAGUAACUGCUGGGAAUGUGAACCAAACCAUAGACCCAGUGCAAAACAAUUAUUAGAAAAUAUUGAUUGCUUAAAAGUACGGCUGUAG
Messenger RNA from Stegostoma tigrinum, 996 nucleotides. It is a transcript of the gene mos, whose product is annotated as v-mos Moloney murine sarcoma viral oncogene homolog. The coding region runs from base 1 to 996 and encodes 331 amino acids. Gene Ontology annotation, biological process: protein phosphorylation. Gene Ontology annotation, molecular function: ATP binding; protein kinase activity. Lineage: Eukaryota; Metazoa; Chordata; Chondrichthyes; Orectolobiformes; Stegostomatidae. The record is from RefSeq and is a predicted model, not a curated record. The transcript has a single exon.